AUGGCUUCUCUUGCACGUACGGCUAGCGGCCAGCCAGGUUUUAGCCUGUCUGAGCCUACCACAGAGCACAAUCACGGGGACAAAGAACCUGACAACCACGAUACAAGCCAUGCCGACAUCGAGCUGCCAUGGAAUUCCUUAUUUGAUCCACUCGUCUACCCACCCGCGUACCACAAGGCAGACAUAGAAAGUGAAGGAGGCGGGGUCAUGGAAAGAUAUCCUGAAAAGAGCAGGCCGUUCAUCCUCUGUCCAGAAGAGGAGACCUAUAAGUCUUUUCAAGGUCACCAAAACCCAACAGAACUCAUUUAUGACAUCGAACUUCGUAUAGUUAUCACGAAUGCUCGUAGAAAGUCGCAAAUCGUUCUAGCACCACAGAUCAGCGCCCUGAGGGUUCAUAAGGGCCUUAAAUAA
Molecule: messenger RNA, 411 nt
Organism: Pseudomassariella vexata
Lineage: Eukaryota; Fungi; Ascomycota; Sordariomycetes; Amphisphaeriales; Pseudomassariaceae
Exons: 5
Coding region: 1-411 (136 amino acids)
Source: RefSeq, a predicted model, not a curated record